Lottia gigantea (owl limpet) is the source of this 3917-nucleotide messenger RNA. RefSeq lists its product as hypothetical. Lineage: Eukaryota; Metazoa; Mollusca; Gastropoda; Lottiidae. The record is from RefSeq and is a predicted model, not a curated record. Gene Ontology annotation, molecular function: scavenger receptor activity. The annotation marks the transcript as partial. The transcript is spliced from 23 exons.
GUAAACAGUUUGGUUAUUUAGAGUUAUUUACAUGUCAUUGUACAAAUGAUAAUGAUUGUAAUACUGAUGGUAGUUGUCAGAGUAAUGGAUGUGCAACAGGCUGGUAUGGUUCUACUUGUCAAAAACAGAAUGUUGCAUUAGGGAAACCAGCGUCUCAAGUAUCACAAUACGAUGUUUUGGGACCUGAACUAGCAGUAGAUGGUGAUAGAUCACAAGAUAUUUUUAGAUGUAAACAGUUUGGUUAUUUAGAGUUAUUUACAUAUCAUUGUUAUAAAUGUAUACUAAUUGUGAUAUGUUAUCUGUAUUUAGGUAAACAGUUUGGUUAUUUAGAGUUAUUUACAUGUCAUUGUACAAAUGAUAAUGAUUGUAAUUCUGAUGGUAGUUGUCAGAGUAAUGGAUGUGCUAGGGGGUGGUAUGGUUCUACUUGUCAAAAACGUUUUAUAUCAAUUGACUGUACACAAGGUAAAUAUAAUAUAGUGAGUACAGUAUAUAAUAAUAUUAAUGGUAGAUAUCAUAUUGAUGGUUGUCAACCAGGUUUUAUAUCAAUUGACUGUACACAAGGUUUUAUAUCAACUGACUGUACACAAGGUAAAUAUAAUACAGUGAAUACAGCAUAUAAUAAUAUUAAUAGUAGAUAUUAUAAUGAUGGUUGUCAACCAGGUUUUAUAUCAAGUGACUGUACACAAGAUCUGUACACUCUAAAAGGAUUUAAAAUAGAUGUUAUACAAGAUAAUGAUGCUUCAGUUGAAUGUUAUAAACAACCUAAUGAUAUUCAACCACCUAGUAUAAACUUCACAGUAAACUGUAAUAAAACAAUUUGGGGUAGUAAAAUCAAUAUCUCAAGAACUAUUGUUAUCGAAAAUCUUUACUAUGCUUUUUGUGAAGUGGAGGUUUAUGUAUGCUCCAAUAGAACAUAUGGUGAAGAGUGUGAGAAGUUUUGUUACUGUAAAGAUAAUAUUAUUGUUAAUAUUUGUUAUAUUACAGUAUGCUCCAAUAGAACAUAUGUAUGCUCCAAUAGAACAUAUGGUAAAGAGUGUGAGAAGUUUUCUUAUUGUAAAGAUAAUGUACCAUGUGAUUAUAUAACAGGAGUAUGUUCAACUGAAGGAUGUUUACCAGGGUAUACUGGAUCAAGCUGUAAUCAAACGUGUACUGAAGGAAAAUAUGGUUUGAAUUGUGGUCAAGAUUGUAAUGACAGACAUUGUUUGGGAUCCCGGCAGACUUGUAAUUUAGUUACUGGACAAUGUGAUGAUGGUUGUGUUCCAGGAUAUAAUGGUAUAGACUGUAAACAAGAUCUAUACGCUCUAAAAGGCUUUAAAAUAGAUGUUAUACAAGAUAAUGGCGAUUCAGUUGAAUGUUAUAAACAACCUAAUGAUAUUCAACCAUCUAGUAUAAACUUCACAGUAAACUGUAAUAAAACAAUUUGGGGUAGUAAAAUCAAUAUCUCAAGUACUAUUGAUAUCGAAAAUCUUUUCUAUGGUUUUUGUGAAGUGGAGGUUUAUGUAUGCUCCAAUAGAACAUAUGGUAAAGAGUGUGAGAAGUUUUGUUAUUGUAAAGAUAAUGUUAUUGUAAAUAUGUUUUAUAUUACAGUAUGCUCCAAUAGAACAUAUGGUAAAGAGUGUGAGAAGUUUUGUUAUUGUAAAGAUAAUGUUAUUGUAAAUAUGUUUUAUAUUACAGUAUGCUCUAAUAGAACAUAUGUAUGCUCCAAUAGAACAUAUGGUAAAGAGUGUGAGAAGUUUUGUUAUUGUAAAGAUAAUGUACCAUGUGAUUAUAUAACAGGAGUAUGUUCAACUGAAGGAUGUUUACCAUUGUAUACUGGAUCAAGCUGUAAUCAGGCUUUUGUUUCAGUGUGUACUGAAGGAAAAUAUGGUUUGAAUUGUGGUCAAGAUUGUAUUGACAGACAUUGUUUGGGAUCCCAGCAGACUUGUAAUUUAGUUACUGGGAAAUGUGAUGAUGGUUGUGUUCCAGGAUAUAAUGGUAUAGACUGUACACAAGAAUGUCCAACUAGAACUUAUGGUAGCAAUUGUUCACAACUUUGUUCCAACAACUGUUUAAAUCUAGAAUGUAACAAUAUGAAUGGUAUAUGUAUCGGUGGAUGUAAACCAGGUUUUAAAUCAGAACUUUGUAACCAGAUGUGUGAUAAGACAAUAUAUGGUAUAAACUGUAGUAGAUCCUGUAAUGAUAGAAAUUGUAAUGGUUCCACUGAAUGUAAUCAUAUCACAGGAAAUUGUACAGCGGGUUGUAAACCUGGUUUUAGUGGUGUUGAUUGUACAGAACAUUGCCCCGAAGCUUCAUACGGCAAAGAGUGUUCGAAAAUGUGUACAGAUAGAAAUUGUUUACAGAAUCAAACUUGUGACAGUAUGAAUGGCACUUGUGUUGAUGGUUGUAAACCAGGUUUUAUAUCAGCUGACUGUACACAAGGUAAAUAUAAUAUAGUGAAUACAGUAUAUAAUAGUAUUAAUGGUAGAUAUAUUGAAGGAUGUCAACCAGGUUUUAUAUCAAUUGACUGUACAGAAAGAAAUUAUAUUAAUGGUCGUCAACCUGGUUUUAUAUCAAUUGACAGUACACAAGGUUUUAUAUCAAUUGACUGUACACAUGGUAAAUAUAAUAUAGUAUGUACAGUAUAUAAUAAUAUUAAUGGUAGAUAUUAUAUUCAUGGUUGUAAACCAGGUUUUAUAUCAAUUGAUUGUACACAAGGUAAAUAUAAUAUAGUGAGUACAGUAUAUAAUAGUAUUAAUGGUAGAUAUUAUAUUGAUGGUUGUCAACCAGGUUUUAUAUCAAUUGACUGUAAACAAGGUUUUAUAUCAAUUGACAGUACACAAGGUAAAUAUAAUAUAGUGAGUACAGUAUAUAAUACUAUUAAUGGUAGAAAUUAUAUUAAUGGUCGUCAACCAGGUUUUAUAUCAAUUGACUGUACACAAGGUUUUAUAUCAAUUGACUGUACACAAGGUAAAUAUAAUAUAGUGAGUACACUAUAUAAUGAUAGUAAUGGUAGGUAUUAUAUUGAUGGUUGUAAACCAGGUUUUAUAUCAACUGACUGUACACAAGGUAAAUAUAACAUAGUGAGUACAGUAUAUAAUAAUAUUAAUGGUAGAUAUUAUAUUGAUGGUUGUCAACCAGGUUUUAUAUCAGUUGACUGUACACAAGGUAAAUAUAAUAUAGUGAGUACAGUAUAUAAUAAUAUUAAUGGUAGAUAUUAUAUUGAUGGUUGUAAACCAGGUUUUAUAUCAAUUGACUGUACACAAGGUAAAUAUAAUAUAGUGAGUACAGUAUAUAAUAAUAUUAAUGGUAGAUAUUAUAUUGAUGGUUGUAAACCAGGUUUUAUAUCAAUUGACUGUAAACAUGGUAAAUAUAAUAUAGUGAGUACAGUAUAUAAUAAUAUUAAUGUUAGAUAUCAUAUUGAUGGUUGUAAACCAGGUUUUAUAUCAACUGACUGUACACAAGAUUGUGAUGAUGGAUUCUAUGGUGAAAACUGUAAUAAGAAAUGUUCAGAGAGAAAUUGUAUAAAUAACAGUACAGUUUGUAAUAAAGUUGAUGGUAGUUGUAAUGGUGAAUGUCUAGAUGGUUAUAGUGGUAUAGACUGCAGCCGUUCUAGUUUAGCUUCUAUUCCUAAUAAUGCAGAACCUGCAGAUGAUAAUGAAACCUCCAUCAUUAUAGGAGUUUUUGUUGCGAUUAUUAUUGUCUUGGUAGCAAUAAUUGUAGGUGUCUGUGUAUACUUUAAAAAAAGAAAAUCGUUUCCAUCUUCAAGUAUCAAAGAUCCACCAGUAGUAAAUUUCAAUGCUACAACACCUACAGCUGGUCAUAUCUAUAUCAAUGAUACAGUAGAAAAUGAUUUAACUGAACAGUCAAAUGUUAACCAUUACAGUUCAUUAGGAGUUGCUUAUGUGAAUGAAAAUCCAUAUGAACAGAUUAAAAAGUGA